Messenger RNA from Cyprinodon tularosa, 1491 nucleotides. RefSeq lists its product as uncharacterized. Gene Ontology annotation, biological process: cell surface receptor signaling pathway. Gene Ontology annotation, molecular function: transmembrane signaling receptor activity. Lineage: Eukaryota; Metazoa; Chordata; Actinopteri; Cyprinodontiformes; Cyprinodontidae. The record is from RefSeq and is a predicted model, not a curated record. The transcript is spliced from 10 exons. Bases 16 to 1170 code for a protein of 384 amino acids.
ACCCUGAAAGCCACAAUGAAGGAAGCAUCUGUCAGAGUUCUGCUCGUGCUGAUUUUAAUGACCUGCUGCACAACAAGCAAAGCAGCUGGUCUGACUGUGAGUCCCAGCAGAUCUCAGUUCUUUGUGAGACAGUCUGUGUCUCUGAGCUGUGAGGAGAACAACAGCUCUGGUAUUUCUACUAUAUGGAGGAACACAACUGAAGGAAACAACAGGUGUGGAGAUGGAUGGGGGGAACCAGCUGGUUCUACCUGUAACAUCACCUACCUGUUCCUUGAAGACAGUGGAGUUUACUGGUGUGGGUCGUCCAGAGAGGGAGCAGCCAGCAGCAGCAUCCAGCUCUCUGUCACUGGUGGAUCAGUGAUCCUGCAGAGUCCUGUCCUCCCUGUGAUGGAGGGAGAUGACGUCACUCUGAGCUGUCUAACAAAGACCACUCCCUCCAACCUCCCAGCUGCUUUCUAUAAAGAUGGCUCCCUCAUCAGGACUGAGCCCAAAGGUCACAUGACCCUCCACCAUGUGACCAGCUCUGAUGAAGGCCUCUACAGGUGUAACAUCAGGGGUCACGGAGAGUCUCCAUCCAGCUGGAUCUCUGUUGAAGGGAAACCAACCCCCUCUUCUCCUCCUCCUCCUCCACCUUCAUCCUCCUCUCUUCCUGCUGCCCAUCCUCUCCCUACUACCAUAGCAGUCCCUGCUAUGUUUAUCGUUUUGCUUUCACUUCUUCUGGUUCUGCUGGUGAGACGGUAUGUUUGCAGGAAAACUGACGCUGAGGAGAUGAAAGAACAAGAGCAGAGCAUCACCUACAGUGAGCUGACAAUCCAGCAGCAGCCGCUCAGAAGCAGCAGAGAUAGAGAUUCAGCUGCUGUUUGCUCUGCAGUGAGGACAGAAGAUGUCAGCUAUGGAGAGAUAAACAUUAGAGAGCCUGGAGACGAACAGAGGAUCAGAGAGGAAGAUCCAGGUUCAGUUUACUCUGCAGUGAGGAAGGAGGACAUCAGCUAUGGACAGAUCAACAUCAGAGAGCCUGGAGACAAAAGGAGGAUCAGCGAGGAAGAUCCAGGUUCAGUUUACUCUGCAGUGAGGAAGGAGGAGAUCAGCUACGGACAGAUCAACAUCAGACCAAAGAGGACCAGAGAGCUGGGAGCCAAGCCAGAUGUCCUCUACUCUUCAUUCAGAUAGUGCCGACCGACCAGCCGAUGGACGGUAGCGUCUCCGCCUUCAACUUUAAUAUUCAGGGUUUAUCAUUAUUUUCUUUAAAGUAACAAACUGCAAAAAAAAAUAAAUAAAUAAAUAAAUAAAUAAAUAAUAUAAAUAAAUAAAAAUCAAUGGAACCAAAGCAAAGAAGUGAAGAAUUACUUUCCUUUAGCAGAGAUUUUUAUUUCAUUUAUGGUCCUAAGUUUAAGCUAAGUUUGUUUGUUUGUUCGUCUAAUUUAUUUAUUUCUAUCUUCUCUCUGUGCUUGUUUAAUAAAGCCUGAUCUUACCUGUGUUUGUCAUGUGGUC